Messenger RNA from Besnoitia besnoiti, 453 nucleotides. RefSeq lists its product as uncharacterized. Bases 1 to 453 code for a protein of 150 amino acids. The transcript is spliced from 2 exons. Lineage: Eukaryota; Apicomplexa; Conoidasida; Eucoccidiorida; Sarcocystidae. The record is from RefSeq and is a predicted model, not a curated record.
AUGUGCGAUCCCGCUAGAGAUCCCCCUCCGCGAACGCCUAUCUUAGUCCCCCGUUCUCGUGUUUCCUCCUCUUGGGUCUCGGCGCUGAGGCAGGGAGAGGGAGAUUGGGCGUCAAGCGCAGCUGGCACGCACCUUGAGAGAGAAAGCGAUAGCGAGGCUGCGAGCGAGGCGCUGCAUGCGGCCGAGCAAGCCAGCGGCUCCUCCCAGCGUGCCCGGGCUGAGCAGCGGUACACCGCCGCGGUGAUCAAGCAGACAGAAAAAGUCAUCGCUGACACACAAGAGGUCGUUGCGAAGGCAGAGGCGGCCGCACACGCGGCUGAAGAAGAAGCGGCGCAGGCCGAGCAGCUGGCGAGCGAAAUAGAAGGGCGCGAGGCGCAAGCGCGAGAGAAGCCUGGCCUUGUCACUCCGCAGUUCAGGGGGGAGCACCUCCGACAAGGUGCAGCCGGGAAAUGA